Megalopta genalis is the source of this 4105-nucleotide messenger RNA. It is a transcript of the gene brun, whose product is annotated as trafficking protein particle complex subunit brun. Lineage: Eukaryota; Metazoa; Arthropoda; Insecta; Hymenoptera; Halictidae. The record is from RefSeq and is a predicted model, not a curated record. Gene Ontology annotation, cellular component: trans-Golgi network.
UUUCCAAGAUGGCAGUUUUGUUUUAGUUUUCGUCUGGAUUGGUUGCGUAUCGUAACAGUUAUCAAAGUGACAUGUAACAGUAAAUAACAGUAUCAUGCAUAAAAAGUUUAAUCGUGUCGUUGAAGAAUUAUUGUAUCAGAGUUACGUUGGGAUAAAGGAAAUUCUUGUCAUUUAUGUAAAACCGAGUACUUGAAGGUACCAUUAGGCAGCGAGUGACAUAAAUGCGCUCUGCGAUUAGUGUUAUUUUGUCGAGCCCGGUACCCGACAAUAAAAUGUCUCAUCCUGACUACGAGCAAACCGCUCACGACCACGCAGCUUUGCUUUUGCUGUUGAGACCGAUCGGUACGCAAAUCAAGCAGAAAACUGUUACUAGGUUAUGCGAGAGGAUCACUAAGGCAGGCAGCCGAUUUACCGUGGUCGAUUCGACCGGCGGUACGCGGGAAAUCCUUGCCAGAUUCGUCAAGGAGCAUCCCGUUGAAAACAACGACUGGGGUGACUUCCAAACACACAGAAAAUUACUGGGAUUGAUUACUUUCGGAAAAUACGAUAAUCAAGCAGAAUUAAACGAAUUAUGUAGAAUUCACGAAACCCUAAAAGUAAAGUACACCGCCACUCUGUACGAUUCCCGUGUCAUUCUUUUCGGUCCAACCGAAUCGAGUAACAAACACGAACCACCAGCUUCGUUCAGUACCCCGUCAAACUUUAAAACGCGUGCUGUAUUCUAUGGUGACGAGAUGUGUCCUGAUUUAGAGGUUCACACCAUGGAAUGUCUGAACUCUUUAUUCUGGAUUUUGGAGUCGAAAAGACUAGAGAGGUCCAAGGAGAAAAUAGACAGAGUUUCUCUUUUGUUAGCACCAUUCGAGAAAAAAGAUUUCAUAGGAUUGGACCUGGAGUCUAGAAACAAUAGAAAGAGAUGCGUCGGCCGUAUGACCAAGCAUCUAGGCGACUUAUGUUUACAAGCUGGACUUCCUGCGGAUGCUCUGAGCAAUUAUAAUAAUGCAGCCAGCACACUGCAAGCGGUCAACGAUUGGCUAUGGCUAGGAGCGGCGUUCGAAGGCUUGUGUGCAGCAUCUGCUCUGGUAUUGUAUCCAAAUAUGUGCAGAAGUCUUCCAUUACAAAGAAACUCUUCCCUUCAGGAAGGAAGUCCAGGUAAGCAAAGAAGGGGUUCACAGGCUGUUACUACAUUACCAUUGCCGCCCGCUAUAGAGGUGGUGAAAACUAAUAUGCCGCAUAUUUUGUUACCCGAGGAGAUGUCGAAAAAGUACCGUGAAGCAAUAGUUCACUAUAGCAAAUAUCAAUACGCUGGUAUAAUCGAAACGGAAGCCAGUUUUAAAGCCACGCGAAUCUCGAUAGAGCAAAACUGUACUUUGCAGGCUGCCUCGUAUUUAAGCAACGUUGUACUUAUAAAUUUACAGUUAAGCGAACAGGAAAAAAUCGAUCGAUUUACUACGUUAUCGGAUUUAUACAUGAGCUUUGGUUUCGUAAGAAAAGCAUCGUUUUGUUUAAGAUUGGCUGCAACGCGCCACGUAUCUCAAAAUAAUCCGAAUCCUGAUUGGCAACAGUGUUAUAAUUUAAUGCUGCAAGCCACAUCCGGAUUUAAACUGUCUUUAGAUCCCGUUGACAUGUCUCCCGAUACCCAUAAGGGUUGGCCGUUUAUCCAAAUUAAAAUGAUAAACGAUCUCGUUGCUGCUGCUAAUCGUAUGGGGAAUCCAGCACUGGCAACGAGACACGUGACCUUUCUACUCCAAACCAUGUACAACUAUUUGACCCCGAGCGAACGUAGAGAGACCGCUUUGCAGCUUCAGAAUGUCUCUCAGCAAUGCGAAGGUGCUCCCGUGCCUCUCGUUUUAGAUAGCGGAACGGUCAUACCACCUGCCAAUUUAACGAACAUUCCGAAAACGAAGUCGUUCGUUUUAAAGAAUAUGCAACCGCAUCUUCAGCCUCAAAAGAUCGAAAGGAUCAAGGAAGAUCAUGGUCCGUUUUUAUUCACGCCGAUUAAUUUUGGUUCCUUAGAGAGGAAGAACACGUCGAAGAGUAAAGUCGAUUAUCUGUGGGUGGAGGGUGACAUUUGCGAAGUAUCGAUGCAGCUGAUCAAUCCGCUUCCUUUCGAGUUGCACGUCUCCAAUAUGAGACUUCUCACGAACGGGGUCGUGUUCGAGUCAAUUCCGGAAAGUAUUACGCUUCCUGCCGAGUCAGGACCGAUUGCGGUAACGUUAGCAGGCAGGCCUAAAGAGGUCGGUGACCUGGAGAUCCUCGGUUUCAGUACUCAUACGUUAGGGGUGAAAUCGAACUGCAGAUUACGAUAUAUGGAGGGGAUGCCGCAUCCUCAGUACACCGUUGAGGUUGUCCCAGCUCUACCAAGAAUAGAGGUAGCUACGAGUUUACCUCAAACGGCGAGUUUCAGCACCGGCGACAACAUUGUUACUAGCGCGAGCACAUCGUUGUACGGUGGCGAAAGCGCCGAAUGCACCGUAACCAUUACAAAUAGCGGACAGGUUCCUAUCGAUACUAUCGAGUUGUCGGUGCAAUCCACGCUGGACACUAUCACGGAAAGCAAAAUCUUCAAAUGGAACGACGAAAGCUUGAGGAAGCAAUUACCUCUUCAGCCUGGGGUUAGCGCGAGUCUGACCUUGUACUUGCACGCCGCUACUGACUUUAUAGCACCUACGUCUCGCAAUGAUAUUACCAGCAGUACAUAUCUCAGUCAACCAAGCAGUUUAAUGUCUCAAUCCGGUCACAGCUCUUUACCAUCCAGAUUAAGUUCGCCGUCGCAUACGAAAAGACAGUCCGAGUUGACUUCUUCGUUCAGAUCGGGCUUCAGUUCUCAAUCUGGUCAUUCGUCUUUGCCAAGCUCGCGUUUAUCGAAGUUGGCCGUGCCGUUGCACGCGUCGAACGUUGUCGAGGGCCAGUUGAAGAUCAAAUAUUCCGGCGGGGCCGGCCUACAGGCCGGUUAUUGUCGCACCUCGUCCGUUUUUGUAACUAUAGAAAUGUUGCCCAGCGUGCAGAUCACAAACUGGGAUGUGCUUCCAGCGGAAACGCCGUCGCAAUUUUAUCUUGUACUAGACUUGACGAACAUGACCAAUCAUGAAAUGGAAUUGCACUAUACGCAAACGAAAUGUAUAUACAUGGAAGGCAAGGAGCCGUGUCGAAUUCCAGUACCGGUCGAUCGCUGUCCGCUCAACAAAUUGUCCAUGUUAAACGGGGCCGGCGACAUUGUAGAACUACAGAAAGUCUGUUCCGAACAUAUCGCCUCGUUGGUUGAUCUACAGUGGCAAUUAUUGGGUACCGACGCUGUCGGGAAAGCGUCCCUUUCUGGAAUCACGCUUACGCAAGACAUGCUGGAUCUCGUUCGAAUGAGUCCUUUGCAGUGGGAAAUCAAAAUAAACGAUGCGAUCGUGAAGGCGCAGGACGAGCUCACGUGCAAUUUAGGCGAAUGCGUGAACGUCGGCGUAGGGAUAUGCAAUGCAUUGGAACAUCCCUUGAGCGAUCUUAUACUGUCUAUAAACUUUUACCAAGACCAUCACAACGGGGUGAACAAUUAUCAACUGGAAACGAGGUUAUCCAUCGCUGGCGCGAAUAAAGUUAUGCUACCAGUCUUGCAGGAAUACGGAAGGAUCUAUCACGAAUGUCGCGUAGUGUUCUUCACGGCAGGUCAGUACAAAAUAGAUAUUCAAUGCAGCAGCACAGAAUCGGCAUCGAACACGCCGGUGCUUUGCUCAGAAUUAAUUAAUGCUGGUCACACGUGGCGUUACAUACCGUCGAUAGAAAUAACUGUCGACGAUUGUUAGCGUGUGCAUGGCAAACGAAUCCGCGAAUUUGUAAUAUUUGUAAAAAAAAGCAACAAAUAAAUGUACCUAUGCCUUGUUAUAAUUAACCGUGUAGAAUAUGUUACAGUAAUUGAUAACGAUGAAACUGAAGAAUAUUUUUAAUUUUUUAAAGGGUCAUUUACAAUAAGAAAUUUGUAUUUAGUCGUCGCUACGCGAAUCGCUUGCUAAAAAAAUUUACACUGAGAUCAUCUUAUAAAGUCUAGUUUCUGUAAUUUAAUUCUAUACGUCGACAAAAAAUAAUACUUUCCACAAUACAACGCUCGAGGUUACGAACUUAA